Molecule: messenger RNA, 3384 nt
Organism: Melampsora larici-populina 98AG31
Lineage: Eukaryota; Fungi; Basidiomycota; Pucciniomycetes; Pucciniales; Melampsoraceae
Exons: 21
Coding region: 1-3384 (1127 amino acids)
Biological process (GO): nuclear-transcribed mRNA catabolic process, nonsense-mediated decay
Cellular component (GO): exon-exon junction complex; cytoplasm
Molecular function (GO): protein binding; RNA binding
Source: RefSeq, a predicted model, not a curated record
AUGGAUACAAAGAAAGAAACAACCAAUUCAACCAAACGAGCUAUCUUACGAGCUAUCAACCUAUCACCGCCACCUACUCCAACCCUUCAAUAUCUUGACUCUUCUCUCAAGAAGAAUACUGCUUACAUCAAACGGCUCAAGACUGGACUUCAUCUCUCUGACAAUGUACAGGUUUUAAUCAAGGAAACUCAAACUAUCAGUCUUGAUAAAUACCUUUCUGAAAUCUCAGUGGCUGCUAAUGAUGGCUUGUCAAAGUGCAAGAAUGCAAGUGAGAUUUGGGGUGCAGUCGAGGUUAUCUCAGCACUCCAUCGUCGAUUUCCGAUCACUUUCACCCAACCUUUUUUACAACACUUCACUGCCGGGCUUGCUGUUCCUAACAAACAAUACUUGGCCAGUCUAGCCCUCGAUCAACGCGAUCGAGAAGAAUCAGCGCGUAUCUUACGGCAACGCAGUCUGCUACGCUGUUUAGCAGAAUUCGAUCUUGUCGGUCUGAUUCACCCCUCAACUGCGGGUAAAACCAUUUCUGAGGGUGAAACUACCUUCAACACAUUGAAAGAUUUGUUGACAGCCGACAAAGAAGCUCUGGUCAUACCUUUGCCAUUGGCGGUCUCUUUUUCAAAACAGUUUACGACUCUUUACUUUCCCUCAACCGCCCCAUUCGCUACUACCCCUGCAGAGGCAUCAGAAGCUAGAAAGGUGGAAUUUGACGAGGAUAUCAUUGCUAAUUCUGUGAAGGAAAAGUUCGGAAAGCUCUUUCGGCAAUACUUCGAUGCACUUGGUCGGAAAGCGGUCAAAGAUCACAUCAAAUUACGAGAAACGGAGAAGCGCAACACCGAGGCAGCCAUUCGAUCUGGUCAAAUUUUUGAAGACCGCAUUCAAGCCUUUGAAAAACUAUCCAAGGAUCAAGAAAAACUUUGGACAGGGAUUCAAAGUCUUUCUGAGACUCUGUCUUUGACUCCACCUACUUUGCCCGAAGCUAGUGCUAGUAGUCCUACGAAUGCAAUUACAGGUACAGGUCCCUCUGCGUUCGGUGGAGUCUCUGACUUGGGAAUUUGGGCGGACGAAGAGGAGAAAAAGUUUUACGAAGAAUUGAUUGAUUUGCGUGAUGAGGUCCCGGUGAUGCUACUCGGACUCGAUGCACCGGAAAAGAAAGCGGAGACUAGUGAUCCGGUGGAGGCUGAGAAGGAUGAGCAGGCAAAACUCGAAGAGGAAAUGGAGAAACUCGCUGUAAAAGACCUGUCGUUGGGAUCAGAUGAUCCAUUAGACCACCCAGAAGACGAUGAGCAGGAAGAAAUCAAUCAAAAUGCUUCUGCUGGACCCGUGCCUCCGCUUACUGGAGAGGCACUGGCAUCCGGACCCGCGGCUAGAUUGACAGCUCUGUUCACCAGACUCGAUGAUGUCUAUGGCGCGGAGGCCAUCGAUCGAAUAACUGUCGAAUUCGCGUAUCUCAACUCUAAAGCUGCUCGCAAUCGCCUGAUCAAACACUUUCUCAGUGUCAACAAAAACCGAAUGGACCUACUGCCGUAUUUCGCUCGAAUGACCGCGACUUUGUCCAAAUAUAUGCCCGACAUGCUCGCAGGCCUCCUAUCCGGUCUCAAACAUCAGCUUGAAGACGAAUUCAGAUACUUGCAGCGAAAGAAAUCGGCCAGCCAAGACUUCUAUGCCCUUCGAAGCAAAAAUAUUCGUUACAUAUCCGAACUCACCAAGUUUAACCUCACUCCGUCACAUUCCAUUCUACAUUGCAUCAAAGUUUGUGUGGAUGAAUUGACAGGUCCGAAUAUUGAAAACCUGUGUAACUUACUCGAAGGUUGCGGUCGGUGGGUAUUGAGGAAUGAGCGCACUCGCGACAAGAUGACACAAUUGUUGGAACAAAUGAAGCGAAAGAAAGCUAGUCAGAAUAUGGACUCUAGGCAGGUCAUGAUGCUUGAAAAUGCGUAUUAUCAGGCAGUGGAGUGUAAUCCACCCGAUAGGCCGGUCAUCGAGCCCAAGAUCAGGACACCAAUGGAGCUGUUUAUGCGAUAUCAGCUCUAUGACUGCUUGAACAAAAAGUCAGUUGACAAGGUAAUCAAAAUCUUGAGGAAGCUUCAUUGGGAUACACCAGAGGUACCCAAAAUACUGAAAAGUAUCUUGACAAAGGUAUGGAAGAUCAAAUACGGAAACAUUUACCUCUUCGCAAUUGUGGUACACGAUCUCUCAAAGUACCACAGUGACUUCACGGUCUCGAUUAUUGACCAAGUGUUGGAGAACGUCAGAUUCGGGAUGGAGUUGAAUCUUUUCAAAGAUAAUCAACAAAGGAUCGCAUCAAUCAAAUAUUUGGGUGAAUUGUAUAACUACCGUGUGGUAGACUCCAAAGUGAUUUUCGAUACUCUGUGGUCGUUUGUUACCUUUGGCCACCCCGACGGAAGACCUUCACCUGAGAUGAUUUGUCCAAUCGAUGGACCUGACGAUUUCUUCAGGGUGCGAUUGAUAUGCACCCUCCUUCACACCUGUGGACACUGUUUUGAUCGGGGUAGUCUAAAGAAACGACUGAAUAACUUCUUGACAUUCUUCAUUAUGUAUCUGAGGUGCAAAGAGACGCCGCCGAUGGAUGUGGAUUUUCUACUUCAAGACACCAUAGAGGAAUUACAACCGAAACUCAACAUCUAUCUUGGUUUUGAACAAGCGGUGAAAGCGGUCGAAGAAAUGUAUGCAGCCACUAGCCAAGGUGGGGCAACUGAAGAAGAUAAAGCUGACGACGAUGAGAUGGGUGAUGAAGACGAAACUCGUGAUAGAGCAGAGCCUGGUGACGGAGGAGAUGAUGACUUGAAUGACGAUGCGAAUGACGGUGACACCGUGGUCGAUGGGGGUGAAGGCCCUGAUGGUGAGGAGGAUUUACCGCGCAAUACAGUAUCAAAUGCCAUCAGUAAAGAAGAAGAAGAAGAGUUUGCGCGUGAAUUAGCCAAGAUGAUCGCGGAGACAGGGGGUGGUGGAACUCAGACCGGUGCUGGUGGUGCGAACGAGGCUGCUCGUAAAAAUGAGAGAAACCCGACUAGCUCAAGCUUGUUUUCAGAUCAGGGCUUACCAGUAUUGAAAAACAUCUUCAAACCUGGUGGUAGUGGGGCUUUGGCUUUAGCGGAAGGUGAUAGAGAAAAUGAAGGGGAUAAGAUGACAUUCGCUUUGUUGACUAAGAAAGGAAACAAACAGCAGUUGAAGCCGAUGCAGAUCCCAUCAACAGCUCCAAUUGCAAUCCAUACACGGAAUCAGCAAUUGCAUGACCAGGUGGAGCAUCAACACCUGAAGAGGCUGGUCUUAGACUACGAGCAGAGGGAGGAGGCUGCUGAGCGAAAGAACAUGCAAGCCGACCUGGCACGUCGAGGUAUCAACUUGAAGUUUGUUAACGACUAA